UUCUGCGUUUUCCGUAUCCGGCUUUGAAUGAGAUCGCGAAAUCGCGGUGUUUAUAUGAUUUGUUGUACGUUUCGAUCAAGUGAUCCGGAGUAAAUAAUAUAAGUACAAACGGUAGCGUGCAAAGGUUUGCUUCGGAAGAUUACCCGUUCGUGAUAAACGGUGAAUUUGUCUGAUUUGGCGGUAAUUCUCAAUUAUUAUUUCUAAAAGCAGAACCUAAAUUGCAUGUCCUUGAAAUUGGACGUAGUAAAUAUGUACUAUUAAAUGCAAUAUGGAGAUGCCUGUGUUCAACGAGAAAGUUGCGCAGCAGCUAAAAGUAUUUACACAGCAGUGCAUGAAUGAUGCGUCUCUUUUACAUGACCCAAAAUUGUCCUUUAUCAAGGAAUUAAUUGAACAUUAUGGUGGAAAGAUACCAGAGGCCAAAGCCAACAGUUCAUCGGAUACCAAAACAGAAUUUGAGAGCAAACCUGCAGAGCCACAGUCUGUAUCAGAACCUGAAGAUGAGGAAAGCGAAGAGAGUGAUUUGGAGUUGGAUAUGACUGGCGUUAUUGAACCAGAUCAAGACACUCCUCAAAAAAUGGGAAACUUGACUUUACAACCUACAGAGGAGGAAAUUGCAGAGUCACAAACGAAAAGAUCCGAAGCGGUCUCAGCAUUUGUAGAGAAAGAUUAUGAAAAGGCCAUACAACUUUACACCGAGGCCAUUGUAUUGAACCCUCAGGCAGCCUUGCUAUACGCUAAACGCAGUCAAGUUUUCUUAAUACUGAACAAGCCUAACGCUUGUAUUCGUGACUGUAACCGUGCCAUAGAAUUAAAUCCGGACAGCGCGGCGGCUCACAAAUUUAGAGGACGAGCUUAUCACCUGCUUGGCAAGUUUGAAGAGGCGGCGAAUGACCUGAGAUUGGCCUGUAAACUGGACUUUGAUGAGCAAGCGGACGAGUGGCUACGCGAGACCACGCCGAAUGCCCGGAAGAUAGAGGAACAUAAAAGGAAGAAGGAACGAAAGGCGCAAGAAAAAUUGGAGCGUGAGAGACAAGAGAGAUUGCAAAAAGCGCGAGAAGCCGCCAAAGCUCGAGAGGAAAAUACGCGAACUUCCCAAACGGAUGCAGGCAACAUGCCCGGUGCGGGAGAUUUCUAUCAAUUCCUUAAGGAUCCUGAUGUACUUCAAGCUUUCGAGGAUCCGGAAGUGGCCGAGGCCUUCAAGGAGAUCUCCGCGAAUCCGACGAAUGUCCUCAAAUAUCAGAAUAACCCCAAAAUAAUGGCUCUUAUCAAUAAGAUGGCUUCAAAAUUCGGUGGUGCUGGCGGUAUGCCGGGCGCUGCCGGAAUGAAUUUCCCGGGUGGUAUGCCCGGUUUUCCCGGUGCCGGUCGUUUCAAUCCUCCUCCGAAACCGUCUCCUCACGAUGAUGUGGGUCUCGAUUAAUCGUAAUUGAGUCAUCUUGCAACGAAUAUGGAGAUCUCGAGAACUAAAUUAACUCAUUAAAGGCUGAUUUAUGGUAAUUUUCUUCUUACGUUGCGAUGAGUUGCACUAAAAAAGAAUUUAUAUUGAAAAGAACUGAUAAGAGAUUUAAAGAAUCCUUAAAAUGUAGAAUUUAUUUUGAUAUGCGUUAACAGGAUUCCUGCAUUUAAUUCUUGGGUUUUUCAGUUCUUUUGCUAAAUAAUUCUCAGUCUAAUUUUAGAUUGUCAAAUUUACUUAAAAUUUGUGAAUUUUUUUACUUUUCUCGAGUUAUAAAAAAUCACUAAUAAAGAAUUUUUGUAAAUAAAAUAUCUUAAAUAAAAAAAUGCACGCCUUUAAUGAGUUAAAAAUGCUAUUGUUGGAGUUCAUCUUUUGCUCUAUAUACAUAUAAAAGUGUGUACAAGGUGUUAAAAAACCACUUGUAUAGUGAAUAGUACACUAUACUGAAUAAAAAACCUUAUUAAAUAAUUGUAAAUUUAUUUAUUUCUCAGAGAAAUAGUUGAACAUAAUAUGAACACAGUAAUUGUUAAUGAAGUAAUAAUUCAAUAAUCAGUAUAACGCUGUUUUAGUAACGUGGUAUCCAUCCGAAAGCCUUUCAUAUUAACAUGCAAAAUUAUUUAUUUGAAAAACUGUUGAGAUGUCGAUCUAUGUUUACUAAGGUUUUCUUACUCGAUAUACUGUACUAUUUAACAUAUAACUGCUUAAUACUUUUUUUUAACACUCUGUAUAUAUAUUGUACAAGGUGUUCAGCAACUCGUGGAAGAAAAUUUAGAAAGAGUGAUUCUAGAUAAAACAAAAAUAACAAAAUUUUAAUUAAGGCGGUUUAUUUUCUUUAAUUAUAAACCUUAAAAUAUUUACGUGCUUUAGACAUUUUUUUGCAUGCAUAUUUAAAUAUUCAGAAUUACAAAAUCGAGAAUAUAACAAUUUUGGAGAUUUCGAGUUUUAAUUGUAAUGUCUAAACGUCCAUGUGCUUUAGGCAUUUUUGAAGUAAAUAUUUAAACAUUUAUAAAUAAAAAACGAAGUCCUAAUGGUAAUUUUACUAUUCUUAAUUUUGGCUUUAUUUUAUCUAGAAUUAUUUUUUAAAUCUUCUCCCAUUUGUUGUCGAACACUCUACAUAUACAUAAGUAUCUGUGUGUAAAAUCAGAUAAACAUAUAUACAAUAUAUAUAAAUAUAUAUAUAUAUAUAUAUAUGCAUAUAUACACAGAACCGCCGUUAAGCACUCAAUGUCCGCGUGCAAGUUAGAAUUUGGCGCUCGAUGUUUAUAGUUUGGAUUAUGUCUGAAAAUAUUUGCAAGGUUACAAAAUGGGACGAGGAAAUUUUGAAGUAUUUGAAAAAAUUUAUUACAUUAUUAUUUAAAAAAUUUGGUAUCAAGUUGGCGCUUUCUCGUGCUGUUUUCGUGCAGUGUACGCUCUGCAUGCUCAUUUAUGGCGGUCCUGUGCAUACAGCAGCAUAUAACAGUGAUAUAUCUUUGAAACAACUUUUACUGUGGAUCAACAUAGUUUGUUAUAUAUUACAGAGCGCUCUUUGUUAAAAAAAAGAACUUUAUUGCGUGUGUAUGUUGCAUUUUAUUACCUAAUGCCCCCAUCAAUCGUUCAAUUCUGUUAUGAAGAGUUUCUCAGAUAAUACGUUUUCGAAAUAGUGCCAUAAGCAGUCAAGUAUGUUCACAAGAUUGAUAUAAUAGAUGUAAGUAUUCUUUUUUAUUCUAAUAAUAAAUUACGUAAUAAACAGGCCUUUUUAUUCUAUUACAUAUCUCUAUGUAUAAUUGUAAUAGAAUAUUAGAAAUGUUAUUUCUAAUAUUUAAUAUUUGUUUUAAUAUUUCUAUGUCUGUAUAUAUUAAGAUAGUUCUAUCAUCAAACAAAAGUUCUGAAAAUAAUUUUUAUAUUGUAUAUAUUUAACUUGAAAAUUGAACUAGUAUCUAUUUAAUUUGAAAAUCAGUAGCCGAUCAUUUUUAUGAAAAAAAUUAAUUAAAUACCGGUCAUUAAACAUGAAACGCAGGUUCUCCAAUUGAAAAAGUAUAUAUUUCUUUAAUUUUUGUACCUGAGAUUUCUCAUAAAAUCUUUUUAAUAUAUUCUUUAAACGGUUUAAAAAAGUAAAUAUAAGAAAUAAAAAGUAAAGUUGCCGUUGAUUAUUUCAACUAAAAAAAUUAAUCUGAAUUGGUAAAUCUGGAAUUUUUUUAUUCAUGAUAGAGUAUAGUCGCCAUUUACUUCGAGCGUGGCAACGCCAUAGAUAUAUUCAAUAUAAUGAACUACAGCUACAUUCGACUUCACACUACAAAUACUUCAAAGUAUUUAUAAUGUCACGUCAAGUUCAGUCUAUAUAUAAGCAUGUAUGAGUAAAAAUUAAGGAGAAAUUAGUUUUUAUGAAAAUAAAAUAAAAAUGUAAUAUUGUAGAUUGUUGUGAAUUUCCGAAUUAAAUAAUUUGUAAAUAAUCUGUCAUAAUAAUACAAGUUUUUCAUCCUCUUGACAUCUAAUGCCAGUCGGUGUUGCCACGUUUUUGGCAAGUUUGUAUUGUGUAUAAAGAAUCCCGAAAUCAUUUUUUAUUUAUCAAAAAUUUAUUUUAAAAAUUAUUUUAUUUUAAGUAAUCAGUAAGAUCUUGUUCUGGCAAAUUUAAAUAGGGUCCUUUUAAGCACCCAUGAAAUUGAAUUCUUCACGAUAGAACUACCUUAAUAAUAUUAUGGUACAAUUAAUCAUUACUGGAUAUAUUAAUCACAAAACUCAAAUUAAAUAAUUUCAUGCAAGAAAUAGAAAGUAAAAUAGACAUUAAUCUAUUAUUAUUCUUAAAAUCGAUUAAUAUUUUUACUAUUUUGUUAUUCGCGAUUUAAGGAGAAGUAACUAAAUCGGCACUGCCUUGCUAUUUUUUUGUCUAGAAGAUACAAUAUACAUUGAUAAAGUGAAGCAUUGGACACGAAGUAAUGCUAUUUCUUCGUAUGCGAAAUAGAUAUUAUCAUUAAGUACUUAGAAGAUAUACAAAUUAUGAAAUUUGUUUCUUAAAAUAUUACUCCACUUAUUAGAACCAUAUAUUAAGAAAAAAAUUUCAUAAACUGAACGUUUGUUAAAGCAAAAUACAGUAGUCAUAAAAAAUGAUAGUUAUAACUUUUCUUUUACAAUGCUUAAUAAUCGAAAUAUGAAAAUACCAGCUUGCGAAUAAGUAAUUUUUAAAACAUAAUCUUUAAGAUUUUGAAAAUUAUCUUGAAUAUCUUUCAAUUAAAAAACUGAUUGCGUAUUUAUUAAUAAUAAAAUUUGCAUGAACAAUUUAUCAGUGAACUGAUGCUUUCUAUAUAAUUAGUUAGUUAUUAGUUUUAUACAUAUAAUAUUUAACUAUAUAAAUUAUAAUAAGAUUAUUUCAAAGUGUAAUUUGCAUCUAAUCUUUAAUUACAUCGACAUAAUCAUGGUCGUGCAAAAGAAGGAUACGACGAACGCACUGUACCAAGGCUAUAUUAAGAAGCCUCAAAAUUUCUGUUAAAAAUAACUAUUUUUUUAUUGUUUUUAUUUAAUUUUAUAUUCAAAAUGUAUUUAUAAUUCAUAAAGUAAUAUUUUUUUUUAAUUUAAUAACAUUUUUAUUGUCGUAAACUUUUCAUAGUAAAAUAAUGUGUAUAUAAUUUGAAAACAAUUGCUACAUUAACAAGCAAUAAUCAAUUAGAUAUAUGACAUAUUGACAUUAUUCAAGUUUUUGAAACAAGCAAUCAAGAAAAAAACAGUGCUAAAUAAUUAUUAUUUUUAGUUUUUAGCUGCACAGGACAUGUGUACAUAUAUAUAUAUAUUCUCUGAGAAAAAGUAACUAUUUAUGAAAGCGUAUAUGUACGCUAAAUUCACGAACAUCGAGUAACGGCCUCAUUUUUCCACCAAUUUUCUGCACGGUUUUACAAUACUUUUAUUAUUUGAAGUAUAAAAAUAAUGACAGAAAAAGAAGCAAACCAUUUAUUAAGGAAUUUUAUUUCUUAGAUUAUAAAUGUUCAAUAAGUAGAAUCGUAGGUAUAAUAAACGGAGUUCUAUCCAGAAUUCUGUUUCGUGUGUUAUAUCUUGUCAAAUCCGUAUAUAAAAUGUUUGCAAUAAAUAUGUACAAAAAUA
Molecule: messenger RNA, 5518 nt
Organism: Monomorium pharaonis (pharaoh ant)
Lineage: Eukaryota; Metazoa; Arthropoda; Insecta; Hymenoptera; Formicidae
Product: putative protein FAM10A4
Exons: 5
Coding region: 269-1417 (382 amino acids)
Molecular function (GO): protein dimerization activity; Hsp70 protein binding
Source: RefSeq, a predicted model, not a curated record